This is a messenger RNA of Emiliania huxleyi CCMP1516, 324 nucleotides long. RefSeq names its product Cystatin-B-2. The record is from RefSeq and is a predicted model, not a curated record. Bases 1 to 324 code for a protein of 107 amino acids. The transcript is spliced from 2 exons. NCBI's taxonomy places the organism in Eukaryota, Haptophyta, Isochrysidales, Noelaerhabdaceae. Gene Ontology annotation, molecular function: cysteine-type endopeptidase inhibitor activity.
AUGGAGGAGGACCAGCACAUCGCGGACGCAGUCAGCGCAGAGGCACGCCGUCGAUACUGCGGGCUGCCGGCAGGCGUGAUGGCGAAGCUCACGCCAUGGCCAUGCUACCUGGUGCUCGAGGCGCACUCUCAGGUGGUGGCGGGCACAAACUACUUUCUGAAGGUUCGCGUCUCCGCCGAUGGAGAGCCGCUCGAGUGCGUGCAGUUGCGGGUGUUUGUGUCGCUUUUUGGCGACCCGCCCGCUUUGGCGGCGCUGCGGAAGGGAGCCGCUGCUGCUGGAGCCCUGUCCUACUUCGCGGAGGAGGAAGGGGAACGUUCAACGUAA